Molecule: messenger RNA, 2514 nt
Organism: Lodderomyces pseudojiufengensis
Lineage: Eukaryota; Fungi; Ascomycota; Pichiomycetes; Serinales; Debaryomycetaceae
Gene: ERB1
Product: Erb1p
Exons: 1
Coding region: 1-2514 (837 amino acids)
Biological process (GO): maturation of LSU-rRNA from tricistronic rRNA transcript (SSU-rRNA, 5.8S rRNA, LSU-rRNA); ribosome biogenesis
Cellular component (GO): PeBoW complex; preribosome, large subunit precursor
Molecular function (GO): ribonucleoprotein complex binding; protein binding
Source: RefSeq, a predicted model, not a curated record
AUGGCUAAAAAGGGAGUCAACACGAAGAAGGUGAAAGAGCCCGCUUCAAAAUCAAAAGAUAAUGUCUCUACUAAGGGCAUAUCGAAAAAGAGAAAAUCUGAACAGCCGUUGGAAGAGGAAGUAUCUGAUGAUGAAUUGAAUGUUGAAGGAUUAAUUGAUCCAGAAAGUGACGAUGAGGAAGGAGAAGAAGAAGAGGGAGAAGCUGUAGAAGAUUUGAAUGGAGAUGAAGGCUCAGAAGAAGAGGAAUACGACGAUGAAGAACUAGAAGAAUUAAGUCAAUCUGAUUUUGAUUCAGAAGAAGAAUUAAAUAAACUUUUAGGAGAAGAAGAUGAUCCAAGUGAUUAUAGUUCAGUUGAAUUUUCAGAUGAACCACAAGAACAAGAAGAAUUAAAUGAUGUAAAUUUAAAAAAUUUAUCAGUUAAAGAUCCAGAACAAAUUGAAAUACAUACAACUUUUUCAGAUGGAAAACCAAGAAUUAUAAAACCUGAAAUUGAUCCAAUUUAUGAUAGUGAUGAUAGUGAUGCAGAAAAUUUUAAUACUAUUGGAAAUAUUCCUAUAUCAGCAUAUGAUGAAAUGCCUCAUAUUGGUUAUGAUAUAAAUGGUAAAAGAAUAAUGAGACCAGCAAGAGGUUCAGCUUUAGAUCAAUUAUUAGAAAGUAUUGAUUUACCAACAGGUUGGACUGGUUUAUUAGAUCAAAAUACAGGUAACUCCCUUAAAUUAACUGAUGAAGAAUUAGAAUUAAUUCGUAAAAUUCAACAACAAGAAAAUACAGAUGAAAAUAUAAAUCCAUAUGAACCAUUAAUUGAUUGGUUUACAAAAAAUGAAGAAAUAAUGCCAUUAACAGCAGUAUCAGAACCAAAAAGAAGAUUUGUUCCAUCAAAACAUGAAGCUAAAAGAGUAAUGAAAAUAGUAAGAGCUAUUAGAGAAGGUAGAAUUUUAACACCAGAAAAAGCAAAAGAAUUAAAAGAAAAACAAGAAAAUGAUGAUUUAAAUUUUGAUUUAUGGGAAAAUGAAAAUGAUAUACCUGAUCAUAUAAUGAAUUUAAGAGCUCCUAAAUUAUUACCACCAACAAAUGAAGAAAGUUAUAAUCCUCCAGAAGAAUAUUUAUUUACUGAAGAAGAAAAACAAAAAUGGUUACAACAAGAUCCAAUUGAUAGAGAAACUAAUUUUAUACCUCAAAAAUUUAAAUCUUUAAGACAAGUUCCUGGAUAUCAAGAAAGUGUAAGAGAAAGAUUUGAAAGGUCUUUAGAUUUAUAUUUAGCUCCAAGAUUAAGAAAAAAUAAAUUAAAUAUUGAUCCUGAAAGUUUAAUACCGGAAUUACCAUCACCAAAAGAUUUAAGACCAUUUCCAAUACGUUGUUCAACUAUUUAUGAAGGUCACACUGGUAAAAUUAGAACUUUAUCAAUUGAUCCUCAAGGUAUAUGGUUAGCAACUGGAUCAGAUGAUGGAACUGUAAGAAUAUGGGAAGUUUUAAGUGGUAGAUGUGUGUAUAAAGCACAAAUAAUAAAUAAAGAACAUAAUAAUGAUGAUAAAAUAGAAAGUUUAGAUUGGAAUCCUGAUUCUACUACAGGUAUAUUAGCAGUUGCAGCAGGAGAGAAUAUUUAUCUUAUUGUUCCACCUAUAUUUGGUUUUGAUAUUGAAAAUACUGGUAAAUUAAGAAUAGAAAGUGGUUGGGGUUAUGAUACAUUUGGAAAUAAAAAACAAGAUAUAAGUGUUAAUAAUGAAGAUGGUGAUGGUGAAGAAGAUGAAGAUACAACUAAAAGCAGUAGUAGUGGUAAUACAAAUACAGUUAAAAAAGAUGUAGCAAAAUGGGUAAUACCAAAUCAGAAACAACAAUCAAUAGGUAUAUCAGCAAUAAUACAAUGUAAAAAAACAAUUAAAAAAAUUUCAUGGCAUAGAAAAGGUGAUUUUUUUGUAACUAUAUCACCUGAUUCCAAAAACACAUCAGUAUUAAUUCAUCAAUUAUCAAAACAUUUAUCACAAUCUCCAUUUAAAAAAACAAAAGGAAUAAUAAUGGAUGCAAAAUUUCAUCCUUUCAAACCUCAAUUAUUUGUUGCAUCACAAAGAUCAAUUAAAAUAUAUGAUUUAUCACAACAACAACUUAUUAAAAAGUUAUUACCUGGUGUAAGAUUAUUAUCAACAAUAGAUAUACAUCCAAGAGGUGAUCAUCUUUUAGCUUCAUCAUAUGAUAAAAGAGUAUUAUGGCAUGAUUUAGAUUUAAGUUCAACUCCAUACAAGACAUUAAGAUAUCAUGAUAAAGCUGUAAGAUCUAUAAAAUUUCAUAAAGGUUCAUUACCACUAUUUGCAAGUUCUUCAGAUGAUGGUAAUAUUCAUAUUUUUCAUGGUACUGUUUAUGAUGAUUUAAUGACAAAUCCUUUAUUAGUACCUUUAAAAAAAUUACAAGGUCAUAAAAUUAUAAAUCAAAUUGGUAUUAUUGAUAUAGUUUGGCAUCCUAAAGAAGCUUGGUUAUUUAGUGCUGGUGCUGAUGGUACAGCAAGACUUUGGACUACAUAG